AAUAACUCUUCAGUACAAAUCUCAUAUAAAUAAAUGAUCAUAAUAAAACAUCGGUAAGAGCUAGUGGGAUUUUUAUGCUCCCAUAUGAUCCCUGCUGUAGACAGUUGCAGCCCUUCGCUUCUAUAAAGCAACCCCAUGGAGAUGGAGUCACCAGCAAGGACUUGGUGACAGAGAUGGAGGCGUUGGGCGGCAUGCAGCACCACUUCCUGUGCCCCAUCUCGCUGCAGCUCAUGCAGGACCCCGUCACGGCACCCACCGGCAUCACCUACGAUCGCCGCGCCAUCGAGCGCUGGCUCGCCGCCGGCCACGCCACCUGCCCCGUCACCGGCCAACCGCUCGCCCUCGCCGACCUCACCCCGAACCACACGCUCCGGAGGCUCAUCCAGUCCUGGCGUCCACAUUCAUCGAUGCCGGCGGCGGGGGCUACGUCUGUGGAGCGAGAGCGGCAGGAUGCCGCCGCCGACGUCGUCAAGAAGCUGUUGUCCCGGGAUUCUCCCCCGUCGGUUGAUGUGCUUCGCGCGGCAGCGGAGGUCACGUCAGAGAGCGACGUGGCGCGGCGGUACAUGGUGGACGCCGGUGUGCUCCAGAGCGUGCUCCGCCUCGUCGUGUCGUGCGCCAAGAUGAAGGGCUGUCCCGGUGAUCAGGGGAGUUUAGAUGUGCCCACGGUCGAGGCAUGCCUGGCUCUCGUCCGCGCCCUCGACAUCUCCGGCGACGAGCUCCUGCCGCUCGUCGCCGACAACCACGUGCACGACCUCGUCGAUGCGGUGACGGACGUGCUCGUAGCCCUCGAGACCGGCCCCGGCGACGUGGCGAGGGCGAGCGCGGUGCAGCUGCUGGAAUCCGUCACGGAGGUGGCCAGCGUGCCGGUCCUGGGGCGGCUGCGGCCAGAGCUCUUCCGCGCCGUCACAGCGGUGGCACGCGACCGGGUGUCCCCUGGCGCGACGCGCGCAGCGCUGCGCGCGCUCCUGCAAGCGUGCCCCGUCGGCCGGAACCGCGCGCUCAUCGUGGAGGCCGGCGCGGCGCACGAGGCCAUCGAGCUGGAGCUCGCCGCGCCAUCGCCCUCCACUGGAUCCGGAGGAAGGCGCGUGACUGAGCUAACGAUGGCGCUGCUGGCGGAGCUGUGCGCGUGCGCGGACGGGCGCGCGGCCGUGGCGGCGCACCCGGCGGGCAUCGCGGUGGUGACCCGGAGGCUGCUGCGCGUGUCCGGGUGCGCCGACGCGUGCGCGGUGCGCGUGCUGGCGGCCGUGGGUGGCAGGGCGGCGUCCCCGGAGACGCUGUGGGAGAUGGUGCGCGUGGGUGUUGUGGGGAAGCUCUGCUGCGUGCUCCAGGCGGACUGCGACGCCGGCGUGAAGGAGGCGGCGAGGGCCGUGCUGAGGCUGCACUCCGCCGUGUGGAGCGGGUCGCCCUGCGUCAGCGCCUACCUGCUCUCUAGGUACCUGUAAUCACUAGGUACUAGUGGUAACUGGGUCUGAAUGCAUGCAUGAUAGAGCAUGCAACAUUCAUGGUGAUUACUAGUUGUAACAAGCUCUUGUAGGUACCUAGAGAGAUUAACUUUGGUUGUUUGCUUUCAGUUCUUGCUGUCUGUAAAUGGUUAUCGAUCUCCAUCCAUCACAGAGAAAUAGAAUUGCGUUCGAACGUACAGUAAUAUAA
Phragmites australis (common reed) is the source of this 1650-nucleotide messenger RNA. RefSeq names its product E3 ubiquitin-protein ligase PUB23-like. NCBI's taxonomy places the organism in Eukaryota, Viridiplantae, Streptophyta, Magnoliopsida, Poales, Poaceae. Gene Ontology annotation, biological process: protein ubiquitination. The transcript has a single exon. The record is from RefSeq and is a predicted model, not a curated record. The coding region runs from base 75 to 1442 and encodes 455 amino acids. Gene Ontology annotation, molecular function: ubiquitin protein ligase activity.